UUUACAGAAAAGGAUUUUCGGUAAAUACAAAACCUCAUGAUUCAAAUUUUAAUCUAUACUUAAUAGAACGGCUUGGGGUCAGUGUAAAACAGAUACGGGACAAAGCAAAUCGCUAAAAACAAAAGUCAUGAAACAUGAGAAAUAUCUUCGACAACAAUGCUUGGUCGAUACGUCAGUUUCGAUAAACACAGAACAUAUGUUCAAUGAAAAACAUGAUGCAAAUGUCCAAGUCAAUAGUUCUGACUUUUUACAUCAAGAUGAGGACGCCAACACGAGCAACUUGAGUAAAAAAAUAGUUGCAUUAAAAAGAAAUGAAAUGAGCCUUGUAAAAGAACAUUCGAAAAGCAAAGUACCUGUAAUCUCAGGUAUUGACUUUCUGGAAGAUGGAAGAUUGGUGGCUAUUGAUAAUGCGAACAAAAAGUGUUUAGUGUUGGGAGAAUAUCUGCAAGUGCUUGGAAAACCAUUUACAUUUUUUACCACACCCCUUGAUAUUUGUGUUUAUAAAGAAAACCAAGCUGUAGUUACAAGUGGAAACCAGCUUUAUUUUCUAAGCGUGGAUUAUUUAAGCACUAUCGGACUGAUAAGGAAAGUAUCCACAUCAUCGCAAUACUUCUCUGUAUCCAGAUUCAACUGUUCAAUGUUUGUUUGUUGCACAUACGAAGAUGACAAAGCUCCGGUCCGUGUCGUGGAUUUUGAAGGAAAAGAGACCGAUUUCAAAGAUAUCCUAUUUCCAUUCAUCAAUAUUGGAUUAGGUCAAAGUUUUAGUACGUAUUCAAACCAUUUAGGGAUAUUAACAUUAACACAUUUUGAUUCCAACAAAGUGUACAUGUUUAACACUCACACAGGUGGAAUAAUUACUGUAGAAGAUAAAAGGAUACUAAGUCCGGGACAUGUAUGCAUGGGGCCUGAUGAUACAGUGCUUUUCUCUUGUGAAAGGAACAGUUCAAUUUGCCGAAUAACACUUGAAGGUCAGGUCUUGCAGACAUUGGAUGUCGAAAAGCUAAAUCUGACUGCCUUAUGUAUAUCACAGGACGAGACCAAACUUGUAGCGUCAGGCAGCAGUACAAGCGCACAGACAAUCCAACUGUAUAAACUUGCCGAUACACUAUAAACACAUGGUACAUUCUGUCAACAUCCGCUGGUGUUCAAGGGCAAUUGAUAAAUUGAAGACAAAUCAUAGAAGGCUUGGUCGAAUUAUGCAAACAAACUUUAACAUUUUGAAUCAAUAUGUUUUCAAUAAAAUUUAAUACACAUUUUUGUUUGAGGAACUGAAGAAUCUUUCUUUUAAGAAAAUUGCAAACAUAUAUUUACAAAAGUAAACCUUACUGGGGUAUGGUUUUCAUACUGUGGAACAAAGGUUAUUCUGGGAGUUCUUUGA
Mya arenaria is the source of this 1378-nucleotide messenger RNA. RefSeq lists its product as uncharacterized. NCBI's taxonomy places the organism in Eukaryota, Metazoa, Mollusca, Bivalvia, Myida, Myidae. The transcript is spliced from 2 exons. Bases 128 to 1111 code for a protein of 327 amino acids. Gene Ontology annotation, molecular function: protein binding. The record is from RefSeq and is a predicted model, not a curated record.